CUCAGCCAUGGACAGCUACUUGCGCUCUCAGGGACUGUACCACAAGCGGGUGGCGAAGGACGGCUCGUGCCUCUUCCGUGCCGUGGCGGAGCAGGUUUUCCACUCUCAAUCUCAGCAUCUUGACAUUCGGAUGGCCUGUAUAAACUACCUGCGGGAAAACAGAGAACAGUUUGAAGCGUUUAUAGAGGGACCAUUUGAAGAAUAUUUGAAGGGUCUGGAAAAUCCACAGGAAUGGGUUGGACAAGUGGAAAUAAGUGCCCUUUCUCUUAUGUACAAAAAAGAUUUUAUAAUAUAUCAGGAACCAAAUUCCACUCCUUUGCAUGUCACUGAAAAUGGCUUUCCUGACAAGGUACUGCUGUGUUUUUCAAAUGGCAGCCAUUAUGAUAUUGUCUAUCCUAUAAAAUAUACACUUAAUGCUGCUCUUUGUCAGUCUAUUCUCUAUGAAUGGCUGUAUGAGAAAGUGCUUGAUGUCAACAUGAGUCAAAUCAUAGAAGAACUUACCCCUCCAGAUGUGACUAAGGAUGGCAAUGGGGACAGUGAAGCCUCUGUCUCAGAGGAUGAAGGCACAGAAAGUGAAACAGCCACACUAAGUUAUACAAAUGGAUUGAAGCUCCGUGCGGGCAAGAAGCUUCACAAACAUGGAAAAUCCAACCCUAUUACCUUGCCUAAAAAUGUUCUUCGGUCACUCAAUCCAUCAGUUUACCAAAAUAUUGAAUAUGAUGUCUGGCAGCAAACAAAGCGAGAUCAGCAAAAACGGGAUUUUUCUAUUGCUGCUGGCAUGCAAUAUUCAGUUGGAGAUAAAUGUCAAGUCGGUUUAGACCACAAUGGAAGGUUUUACAAUGCUCACAUCCAAGAAGUUCAGUCUGCAAAUGGGCCGGUGGUGGUCUUUGUGGAAGAACUUGGUGCCAAGCAUUCAGUGUUGUUGAAGAACCUUAAUCCACUUCCACAGGGAGCUCCUCUGGAGAGCUGGAGCACUGUGCUGGGAAAGAAAAUAAAAAAAAACUGCUCCAGUGCAGGGCAAAGCAUUCAGACGGAUGCCGACUGCAGAGAGUCAAAGAAUCCAAACAAGCCAGUGAGAACCCCCUUGGCGCUGCCUCCUCGGCUGCAGGGCCCAAGGCAGCAUCACUUGUGCAGUCCCGGGAUACGUUCGGAACAACCCUCUCCUGAGCACAAAAUGCCAGUCCGAAAUCCCUCGCAGGUUGCAAGAAAGGCUGAUCGUGAGAGAACAGAAGAGUUGGACUCCGCAAAUAGGGAUUGUAACUAUUUUGGCCUCUCCAGAGGAAUGCAGAGAGAAACAGGAGAUAAAAGAAAUGCAUUCACUUUAUGUGCUUCAGUUACGGGAUGAAGAAGCCUUUCCUGCACUUUCGAACUCCUCAGUGUCUCAGGUAGCUACUCAGACGACUGAUAAUUCUGGAUGGAGGAAACCCCUAGUUCUUAACGGGAG
This is a messenger RNA of Elgaria multicarinata webbii, 1444 nucleotides long. RefSeq names its product OTU domain-containing protein 4-like. Gene Ontology annotation, molecular function: K63-linked deubiquitinase activity; cysteine-type deubiquitinase activity. The record is from RefSeq and is a predicted model, not a curated record. NCBI's taxonomy places the organism in Eukaryota, Metazoa, Chordata, Lepidosauria, Squamata, Anguidae. Gene Ontology annotation, biological process: protein deubiquitination; negative regulation of interleukin-1-mediated signaling pathway; regulation of protein K48-linked deubiquitination.